GGAGUUUUCGGGCUGGAAAUAAUCGUAAAUCGUCGAUCGUGAUUUGUGAUUUAUUAUUGGUAAAUUUCGAAUCCAGCAAAGUUUCUGUAACCUACCAUGAACCGUGGCCUUGCCUAUUCCUUGAAUCAGCUUUAACACACCAUCGCUAUCGUCGCAUUGCCCACCGACUGGAAGUUGGUAUUAAAACCCUUAACUAUCUCGAAUCGUUCGGGAUUCGCCCGAGUUUUUACCACGAUCAUUUUCCGUCCACCUCCCGAGAGACAAAUAAAUAAAUUGUGCCGCCUCCGCGGUAGAAAGCGUAGGGCGGGCAGAUGCGUGGGUGGACUACGGGUGUUUCGCGGGUGCCGACUCGUUGUCGAACUGUCAUUUACCAAAAUUUUACACUAGAGUGUUUCUUUCGCGAUAACCUCUUGGGUGAUCUCUCGGUUGAAAGUAUUUGUGGUCGAAAAACUCCCAGCCAAGUUAACAGUGGAGACGAAAGUGAGUGGAGGAAUACCACAACUACUCGAGAAUAAUAAGACACAGCGAGGAUCAGCAAGGUAUCGUUAUGGAUGGUUGAGGUGGCAGGAUGAUAGGUAGCGGUGGCGAGUCAGGAUGCGGGAGGAGCAAGCGGAAUGUCAGGCCCGGGUCACGGGUCACGUGAGGGUUGGAGCAGAGAUGUGCUCUCACGACCCUACCACCCUCCACCCAACCCUUGCCAAGGCAAAUGGGAAGAACUCCUGUCCCCAGCAAAAUCGUCGGGGGCAUGUACAUUUGGAGAAUCGUCUUCUACCAGCUCCUGGGGGGCGACUCAAAUUCUUCAAGGAUGGAAAAUUCAUUCUUGAACUAUCCCACAGAAGAGACGGCGAGCGUACCACAUGGUUUCCUGUACCAAAAAAGACAUUCUGGCCUCCGGCUGGCACAACACCGAAUCGCCACGAAAGCUCGACCUCCCUCAGCGUAUCCGAUGACAAUUCCUCGGUACAGUCGAGUCCUUGGCAGCGUGACCAUUGUUGGAAACAAGCACUUCCUAGGCGUGGUAUUUCUUCCCAGCUCAGUUUUUACUACCGCCGAGAUCCUAGAAAUCGUUUAUCUGCCCAUCCCCGCCUGAUAGCCAGGAAAAGAAGAAAGCCCCUAGACCCGAUACCAUUGCAGCUAGAUGCCACCGACUCUUCCAUGGUCGGUGUAUCCCGAGUCACGCGUAGGAAUAAUGUUGCUACGCCUGGUCAAAUAUUGGGUGUUGUUAUCGACAAGCUGGCCCGGCUCUUGGACCCAAAUGUUGUUUCACCUCGCAAACGAAUAUUACGAGAACUGGAGCGUGUAACUCUAGGGGACCAGGCAUCCAAGAGACGAGCAACACCUCAGUUUCCCACUACCGUGGCUCACCCACCUUCUCCCAAGCAACUCUCGUCCUACAGCAUAACCAGUAUCUUGGGGGAGGAAAAACCCAGUGCCGAACCUGGCUUCUUACGAACCUUGCUCAGGCCUGAGGACAGGCAAACCUCUUUUAAGUAUUCUUUGAGCCAAGUUUAUCCCAGGACGAACGUAGACACUUAUGUAGCACCUGGAGGGGUACAGAUCAAUCACCCUGCCUAUGGUGUUUCAAUGCUGCCACCAGGACCGUACAGAGCUCCUUUGUGGAUGCAUUAUCCACCGCCCGUCCACUACCCUCCACCUAUACCUCUUUUCGCCCCAUCCCCAACCCAUCCACCAUCCCCAACAGUUCAGCACUACAAAGACUACAGGGAGGAAACACUAACACCCCCUUCAGAUAUGCCGCUGAACCUUUCGAAGCACGCGGGAUGAAUCUCGGACAUUGUCAUAAGCUGGUGCCUUAAUUACGAAUGGAACUGUACUAACACUGCCCGCGCAGGAACGACGCGCCUCACUAGUAUUCUUAAAUUUUUUAUCCUCAUUCUGCAUAUACAAAAAAAGAGCAACAUAGUGGUCGGAUAGCAGUCUAGUAACUGUUUAUACACAAUUCUCAGCUGGUGUAUUUGUAAAUACGAUCGGCGACAACCAUCGCCGUAUUUGGUACAGGUAUUUCGCAAAUUUAUCGCAUAAUUGUGUGAUUAUUAUACAUACUAUAAUAUUCACAACUGCAACAGGAACUGAACGAAGGGAUCUGUAUGAAUGUUAAAGCUCUUUGUGCCGCUGUAACAGAACAUGAGAGUCUUCUCUUGUUAUUUCCCCUCGUUAACGAUCCGCGUUGAUAGUCAGCUAAGAUUGAACAUUUAUCAAUCGUAUGCUCUAUGAUUACUGUACUACAAAGUACCGACAUUUGUUAAUUUAUGAUCGGGCGAUACUUCGAGCAAUCCCUUUGUAAUAAGCAUAGUCUGGCGGAUACAUAUUUUGGUAUGUAUGAGAAAUACUCUGAAAAUUUCGUUUAUUCGGGAAUCAUGAACAAAAUCACAUAAACGUUUCGGCACCUACUCUAAUCAACUUCUUAUUUUAAAAGAAGUCGAGGGGAAAAUUGGAACUUGGCUCAAAUUUUACUUUCUACUAUCGGAGAAAUAGGUUGUAAUCGUUAAAGGGCUGUCGACGUUUCAUAAAUCUCAUAUUUUGUUACUAAUUUUUAUUCGUAUUAUUGUAAUUAUUAUUCUGAUUAUUAUCAUUAUCAUUAUUGUUGUUGUUGUUAUUAUCAUUAUCAUUAUUUUUAUUAUUAUGUCUAUUAUUAUAAUUAUUACAACUAUUAUUAUUAUUAUUAUUAUUAUUAUUAUUAUUAUUAUCAUUGAUGUCGUCUUCAUCGUCAUCAUCGUCAUUGUCAUCAUCAAUAUUAUUUCUAUGAUUACUACGAUUACUACUCUACCAAUGCUAUUACCGCUAUUACGAUUAUUAUUUUAUGAAUAUUAUUAGUAUUAUCAUCAUCGGUAUUCAUUAAAAUGUCAAUUUCUCCACUUUAUCCCUGUACCUAUUGCUAGUGGGGGAUGUAAAGAUCAUGAAAGAAAGACAUAAAUUGAUGUACAGAACAGAUAUUGUAGCCUAUGCCUAGGUAAUUAUUGUUAAAGGCAGCGCGAUUGAUGGAUCGAAAUUAAAAUUGGAGAGAGGCAUCAAUUGAUUGGUAAACUAUAAUGUAUUUAUACGAGGGUGGUAUCGAAGGAGGAGAAAAUACGAUAAAAUAUACAGCGAUGACUUGCGCGGAGUGUGCCUUAAAAACAUAGCCGUAUUAAACAUAAAAACAGGAAGAACAAAAAAUAACUACGCGUCAAGUAAUAAAAUAGAGCAAAAGUAUACAAAGACUUCGAGAAAACGAAUUUUGGGGUUCGUUACUAUUCUGCCUGUAGCUACCUACAACUAAAUUAAGCACACGUGCAGCUGCGCUUGCACAGGUAAUACUUUGAAUAACUUUACCUUGACUAUGGUCCAGUGUCGAUUGCAUCGCUUGCGUGUAUGGUCCUGCACUAUUAAGGACAGGUCCACUAUUUAUUGUCAAAGUGACGUUCUUACAUGCUGGGCGCAAAAAGAAAUUAGGAAUUAAUCCUGGGAAUAUUUUCCCAAACUCCAAUGUAUUUGUUAGAGUAAAUAAUUUUAUAAUCAUCACCACAGACAAUUUACGGAAAUUCAGAAGUAUGUAGGUAUAUAUCUAUAGAUGUGGGAGUAUAAGUAUGUACGUGCUGCGAGCAAUUGUAUAGAAAGACUAAUUUCGUAAAUAUUAAUAUUUCGUAUACUAUA
Molecule: messenger RNA, 3651 nt
Organism: Athalia rosae (coleseed sawfly)
Lineage: Eukaryota; Metazoa; Arthropoda; Insecta; Hymenoptera; Athaliidae
Gene: H
Exons: 3
Coding region: 595-1785 (396 amino acids)
Source: RefSeq, a predicted model, not a curated record